Molecule: messenger RNA, 2591 nt
Organism: Temnothorax curvispinosus
Lineage: Eukaryota; Metazoa; Arthropoda; Insecta; Hymenoptera; Formicidae
Gene: Mys45A
Product: protein SDA1 homolog
Exons: 10
Coding region: 241-2505 (754 amino acids)
Biological process (GO): ribosomal large subunit biogenesis; ribosomal large subunit export from nucleus
Cellular component (GO): nucleolus
Source: RefSeq, a predicted model, not a curated record
UCUCCUCCUCAAAUUCUCCACCUGCAUGCUGCACGCUGUGCCUGCACGUGGAGUAUGAGAGAACGGUGUUUGAUAUUUAAAGUUACGAUAUUUUACAUAAGGAAAAUUGUUAAAGCCUAAGAAACUUGCUGAUCUAACAUACGGAGUAUGAGAUAAGAUUGCAGUGUUUCACCGCGAAACUGGACCGAAAACGAUUUAUAAGGCUCAAUUAUUUUCGAAGCCGCGUAGAACGUUUUAAACAUGGUAAGACACAACAAUCAAUUACCGGAUAAUCUUCCACAACUGCAGAAUCUUAUCAAACGUGAUCCAGAGUCUUACAAAGAAGAGUUUCUUCAACAACAUCAGCAUUACAAGUCUACUUUAGAAGUCUUUCGUUUGGAGCCCACGCAAUUUAACAAAAGUCUCGAUGAGCUGAUAACCUUCUUGGCUCAGGUAGCCCAUUGCUAUCCAGGUGAUUUGAAGACAUAUCCCCAAGAGAUUGUCGAUAUAUUACAAACUCAUAACGUCCUACUAGACAAUGGAAUGCGAUUGACGUUUUGUAAAGCGUUGAUCCAGCUACGCAACAAAUCCCUUUUAGAACCUACUGCACUUCUCAGUUUAUUUUUUGAACUUUUAAAAUGUCAGGAUAAGGUCUUAAGGCAGUUUCUCCAAACGCAUAUAGUUACAGAUAUAAAAAAUAUUAAUGCAAAGCAUAAAAAUGCGAAGGUCAAUACAGUAUUACAAAAUUUUAUGUUCUCUAUGCUAAAAGAUCCCAAUGUCAGAGCCGCGAAGAUGUCUGUGGACAUUAUGAUAGAAUUGUACAAGAAAAAUGUCUGGAACGACGUCAAGACUGUUAACGUUAUAGCGACGGGUUGCUUUUCGAAAAUAACAAAAGUAUCGGUCGCUAGUUUGAAAUUCUUUUUGGGAACCGACCCAGAGGAAAAAGGAAGUGACGAUAGUGAUUCGGAUGAUGAGCCAAGUAUGAAGGAAAUCAUGUUGUCCAAUAAAGUAAACAAGAAAACGAAGAAACGAGAGAAGCAAUUAAAGAAAGCUAAACAGUCAUUCGUAAAAGCCAAAAAGAAGAAAUCUAAGGCGCCGCAAUAUAAUUUUUCGGCGUUGCAUUUAAUUCACGACCCUCAGGAUUUUGCUGAAAGAUUGUUCAAGCAGAUAGAAAAAAAUAAUGAUAGAUUUGAAGUAAAGCUUAUGACUCUGGAUGUUGUCUCUAGACUUAUUGGCCUGCAUAGUUUAUUUCUAUUGAAUUUUUAUCCGUAUAUACAAAGGUUCCUUCAGCCCCAUCAACGAGAGGUUACCAAACUUUUACAGUUUAUAGCUCAGGCUUCACAUGAAUUAGUACCACCCGAGGUGUUAGAACCCGUUUUGAAGACACUGGCAAACAAUUUCAUAACGGAAAGAAAUUCGGCGGAUGUAAUGGCUAUUGGUUUAAAUACUGUACGUGAGAUAUGUACACGAUGUCCAUUGGCUAUGAGUGAGGAUUUGCUUGAGGAUUUAACACAAUACAAGCAAUACAAGGAACGUUCCGUCAUGAUGGCAGCGCAUUCUUUAAUUGGCACGUUUAGACGUUUAAUGCCCGAUUUAUUGCGUAAAAAAGACAGAGGCCGUUCUACAGAAGCCAAUGUUAUGAUAAAGUCGUCCAAAUACGGCGAAAUUCGGGCUAGCGAGUUUGUACCAGGAGCAGAAGUUUUAUAUAAUCAAUCUGCUGAGAAUACUGGAGAGACUAAUGAUAGUGACGAAGAAGAUAAUGACGAAUGGAUCGACGUAAGUGAAAGCAGCGAGGAAGAAAUCAGCGAGGAGGAAAUCGGCGAGGAGGAAGUAAGCGAGAACGUGUCGACAGCUGAUUUGGAUGAAACGGCGAGAUCUUCCACUAGCGAAAAUGAGGAUAAUAAGACUUCAACGUUAUCGCAUAGCGAAAACAACGGUGCACAGAAUACUUGUGAAGCGAAUAGCGGAGAACAAAAAACGGAUAAAGUUUUGCGAAAGAAAAAAGUUUUAACGAAACAACUGAAGAAGGCGCAGAAAUUAGAGAAGAAGGCGAAACACGAGUCCGAGAAGAACGAAGAAUUAACGGCUGAGAGAAAAACAAAAGCGUCUGUAAUAUCCACCGAACGAUUACUCACGGACAAAGACUUCAGAAAAAUUGACGUCGCGUUAGCAAAGCAAGACGUAACGUACGUUAAGCGUGCUGUUAAGAGGCCGCGUGAUCAAAUCGAGACCAAUCAAGGUGGAGAAUUGGUAAAACUUAGCGAUAUAGAAAACAUAUAUAAGAAACGCAAGCAUGAUAAGGCUGCUCGACAGAAAUCUGUGAAGAAGGGACAAGAAGCACGGGACAAAUUCGGUUUUAAAGAUCGACGACAAAAUCCGUCGUGCAGUACAACAAAUCGUGAGAAAAGAAAAGGAAAAGCAUUCUCGAUGCUGAAGCAGAAAUUGAAAACGAAAGUAAAACGAUCUUUUAGAGAGAAACAAAUAGCUCUUAAAAAGCAUCUGAUAAAGCAAAGGAAAAUGAAAUAAUUAGUGUAUUGUAAUUAACUUUUAUGCAUUUUUCUUAAUAAUAGUAAAUUUGUUGCCUGUACAUACAAUGUACAAUGAUUUUAAAU